Molecule: messenger RNA, 2805 nt
Organism: Venturia canescens
Lineage: Eukaryota; Metazoa; Arthropoda; Insecta; Hymenoptera; Ichneumonidae
Product: ATP-binding cassette sub-family G member 1-like
Exons: 13
Coding region: 631-2478 (615 amino acids)
Biological process (GO): transmembrane transport
Cellular component (GO): membrane
Molecular function (GO): ATP binding; ABC-type transporter activity; ATP hydrolysis activity
Source: RefSeq, a predicted model, not a curated record
CAGUUCGCCGUCACUCUUCGCGCACGAUGCUCACCCACGAGUGUUAGAAAACGUGCUCGAAAAGUUGUUCGAAUUUUCUUCGAACUUUCGAAAAUCUUCGAGAGACUUGGUUAGUCGAGAGCGUUGAAAAAAAUUAAUCAAGAUCUGAAAUUCAAUUUGGAAUAUAAGAAUGUUAAUUAUGAUUGCAAGAGUGUAGAGAUCGAUAAGGACUCGGUAGCGAUGCGUUGAGGAAUGAAAUCCGAUUGUGAGAUACUCGAACGAAGCUUCAGAAUUUAACCUCCGGGAGAUCGGACACAUUUUCUUACCGGGGAUAAGCAAUUGAUUCGAAUCGCCAAUGUUUGGUCCACUCGUCUUCACAAUCUUCUCACAAUUAACGGCUCUGACGUAAGAAAGAUCGAGACGGUUUCCUGCAGGUUUAUAAUGGCAUCACGGUGGUUUACAUUUGCAUAAUCGCGCCUUACGAUACCGACGAAACAAGCCGAUUUUUUUGGCCACACGAGCGUUGAACGUUUGUAAACUUUUGCUUUUGGUGAAUUCGAACACCUUCGAGGAUGUCCGGACGACACAAAGAUUGAUGCGAGACGUCGACUGGGAGAGCGAGCAAAAAGAACUGCGUAAAUCAGACUGCUCAUGACACUAAACGAAAUGGCUUCGGAAAGCUGGUCGUUCGGUAACGAAAGAAAAAAGCCGGAGAUCGACAUAGAAUUUAACGAUCUCACCUACACGGUGCCCAACGGAAGAAAAAGUUCAAAGCUCAUCUUGAGAGGCGUCAGUGGGCAGUUCAGGUCUGGCGAACUUACAGCUAUUCUUGGUCCAUCCGGAGCUGGGAAAUCGACGCUCCUCAACAUACUCGCUGGCUACAGAUGCGACGGAACAAAUGGAUCGAUAACGAUAAACGGGUGCUCGCGAGAUGUGCGAGAAUUCAAAAAGUUUUCCUGCUACAUCAUGCAGGAGGAUUUGGUGCAGCCGCAGCUCACGGUUUUCGAAGCUAUGUGCUUUGCUGCCGAUCUCAAGCUCGGCAAGAGUCUCAGCGAGACAGAAAAAAGGUCAAUCGUAGACGAGAUCCUCGAAACACUGAGAUUGAACAGCGCCAGAGACACCGUGACGGAACGGUUGUCCGGUGGUGAGAGGAAAAGACUCUCCAUAGCUCUCGAAUUGGUCAAUAAUCCACCUGUCAUAUUUCUCGAUGAACCAACCACUGGUUUGGACGAAAUGUCGUCGACCCAAUGCGUCGAUCUUCUACGAAGAGUAGCUCAAGGCGGUCGAACCGUAAUUUGUUCGGUGCACACACCGAGCGCGAGUAUAUUCAAGAAAUUCGAUCAGGUUUACGUGGUCGCGUCAGGACAGUGUGUCUACAGAGGUACGAGCGACAACGUUGUUCCCUUUCUCGAGCAGAUCGGUGCUUACUGCCCGAAGCAUUACAAUCCUGCGGAUUUCCUGAUUGAGGUAUCCUCGGAAGAGUAUGGAAGCGAGUACGUCGAGAGAAUGGUCAAUAACGUUGAAUCGAAGUACCCCAUAGUGCCGAUCAAAAAAUGGGAGAAAAAUUCGUCGCUCGUCAAACGGGACGUGCCCAAAAUUUUGUGGCACGAACAAUUUUUCACUCUUUUUAGAAGACGGAUGCUGCAGUGUUACAGAGACAGGAAUUAUUUAUACAUGAAAAUGUCCUUGCACGUUUUCCUCGGCUUCAUAAUCGGUGGACUUUUUCUGGACAUCGGUAACGACGGUUCGAAGACUCUUUUCAACUUUGGUUUCUGCUUUACCUGCCUCAUCGUUUUCCUCUACGUCCCCAUGUUACCGGUACUACUUCAUUAUCCCACGGAGGUCCAGCUCGUAAAACGAGAGUACUUCAAUCGUUGGUACAAUCUAAGUCCCUACUUUUGCUCGAUGAGCAUUGCCAACAUUCCUGCACAGUUUAUCCUCAGUCUCGUAUACUUGAGCAUGGUUUAUGUCAUCACUGGCCAACCGUUAGAGCUAUCCCGAUGCGCAAUGUUUUUCACCACGUGCCUCCUGUGUGUUUUCAUUGCUGAGAGCAUGGGACUCGCAAUCGCCAGUACUCUGAGUAUCGUGAAUGGCAUGUUCGUUGGUCCAGCACUUACAGUUCCUCUCAUGCUCGUCGCUGUUCAAGGCAUGGGCAGCACAGACCCUUUGCCAAUUUAUCGAACCCUCGUUAUGUACAUAAGUUACAUCAGAUACGGAUUGGAGGGUUUGAUAAUAGCGACUUAUGGGUAUAACAGAGAAAAAUUGCCUUGUCCACCGGAGGAAAUGUACUGUCAAUAUAAAUAUCCUCGAGAACUUCUUCGAGUCAUGGGAAUGGAAAACACAAUUUUCUGGAUAGAUUUUGCUGCCCUUAUCGCCAUUCUCAUAAUCUUCAGAUCAAUCACUUAUUAUUUACUGAGACAACGACUCCGACCGAACAAAACGUUCCAAGCUCUUCAUUUGGUUGGCAGGCUGGUGAAAAGUCACUUCAGCAUCGAGUGAUCAGUGAAUUUUUUUAUUUAAAACAUAAAAACGCUGUCGAUUUUUCGUGUAAAUAACGUGAAUAUGUGUGUACAUUUUUAUAUCUAAGAAAAAAUGAGUUCGCGGAGUGCUACGAUUGACAAUCGUGUAUAAAAGUCUUGCAAAACGAACGCAAUUAUCGAAAAGUAUCCAAAAUUACCGAGAAGUUUUUCGACUUGAGGUUUUGAUAGGAAAAAAAAAUUGACGAGGGUGGUGAAACGAUUGAUCGUGUCAAUAAUGGUUACGUUAGAAAGUUUUCAAUGCACUGUUUUUGACAGUUUUUUCAAUAAAUGGAUUAUGGGGAACGAA